Messenger RNA from Onthophagus taurus, 1860 nucleotides. Its product is annotated as epidermal growth factor receptor substrate 15. NCBI's taxonomy places the organism in Eukaryota, Metazoa, Arthropoda, Insecta, Coleoptera, Scarabaeidae. The record is from RefSeq and is a predicted model, not a curated record.
ACCUAAUGAACCUUGAUAACUUUUAGCGGCUGUAUUUUGUCCUCUUCUACAUUCUCUACUAUAAAUAAUUGCCGUAAACAAGAUGAGUUACAAUGAACCAUUAUCCAAUUAUUCAGCAGUCCAAUACUUGAAGAAUCACUGCGAUUCAGAUUCAGAUAACUCUUAUAGCGGAGAAAGUGAAUUAAAUGAAGAAUAUGAGCGUCUUUUACCACCACCAAUUCCUAAACAACAAAUUAAAAGAAAUUCAAUUCGUAUACGUGAAUAUCGAGAAGUGAAAUUACCAUCCAAAAAAACGAAAAAGAAAGUUAACAAUCAGAAGAUCAAACUACAAAAACCAACUACGAAAUCGUCAAGUAUUAAUGAGAUAACUCCAAGAUAUCAACAGACAAAAUCUCAUUAUGUACCGACAUAUUCAUAUUUACAUUAUGAUCAAGAUCUUUAUUACACUUGGCUACUACAAGAUCAAGAAAUAAGAUAUACCCCUAUUAAUGUAGGACAAAAUAAGAAGAAAAUUAAAUCGUACAUGGAUAAAAAGAACGUUGUGAAUUGUAUCGGAGUUGAUUUAUUAAGUGGGUAUUGUUUGAAUCACUUCCACGUUCCUAAAAAGCAUAAAUCGGUCAUAAUGAAAAGAUCUUUUUAUAUAAAUCUGUGCUGUUUGCUGAUUAAUAACGUUUUAGGUGACUAUUUUUAUUCAAAAACUAUUUAAAUCAUUAAUUUUUUAAUAAUUUAAUAAAUAAAUCAAAUUGAUAGUUUGAAUAAGAGAUGGCGCUUUGUUUUAAUUUGAAUAACCCGCAACAGAUGGCGCUCUAAACUAAAUCUAAACGUAGUAUUGAUUUUAAACGCGCUUCCUCUUCGAAGGGGUUAAUAAUAAUUAAGUUGUAAAUCAUGGAAGAAGCGGUGGUUAAUCUUGAAAAGCAGAUGCAAAAAACCGAUGAGAAGUUAGAUGAUUUGGCGAGCCAAGUAGGUGACAUAACCUCGGAUUUGCUCUCGGAAGAAGAUAAAGAAAUCGAAGUUUAUACUUUAUUGAAGUCGGUAAACGAGGUGAAAUCGAAUUAUCAGAGUUUACACAGAGAUAUUCAAGAGGUGCAAGGAUUGCAAAGGGAGUUAAGCGGCCAACUUCACGCGCAAUUGAAGCUGAUGCAGAAAAAGUGUAGCCAACUGAAGGAGAAAAUAUCAGUAGUAAAAGUGCCUCCUAGUAAUAGUAAAAGUUGUUGCGAGGGUUCGAAUUCGACGCGAUUUUUGAUAUCGCCCGACACGACAGGCUCAAAAUACGAGUGAAAAGCUCGAAAAAGAAUUUUUUUGUUACAUUUCGCUGAUUGAAUUAAUGCUGUUGCUAUUUUAAUAUUAUUGUUGGUAUUGUUGGUGUUUUUAUUUUUGUUUUGUUUGUAUGGCUCGCUUUAGGCGUGACGUUGGCAACAACCAAAAUAUAUCCGGUAAACGUCAGCAUAGCGCGCCAAAUUUAAAUUAAAAAAAUUCAACAAAAAAAAAAUGUUUAAAAAAAUUAUUUUAUUUUUAAUUGUUUUUGUUAUUGCAUGAAACGAUUAUGAUUAAGAAAGUUUUGGUUAAUGCACUGGUUUUUCAGAACGUACACGAAAAAAACGAGUGGUAAGUAAUUUUCUUUUAGCAAUAAUUAAGGUAAUCUAGUCAAUUUUAAAAAUCUAACGAUUUUUUGUCAAUAAAUAAUGUGGGAAGCACAAAUAUUUAAAGAGAUUAAAAAUUUUAAAAAUUAGUGUUUAGAGCACAAGAAAUGAGUAAAUUAAAAAGGAAAGACUUUGAAGUAACCUUAAAGACUACGAAAUGAAAUAAUUGUUUUACUUAGAAAUGACAGAAAAUAUAUAUAUUUGACCAAUCACGAUUAAA